GGCCGCCCCUCAGCACCAGCGAGAGGGACCGGCUCGCUCGCUUCCAGCCACGGCCCGCUCGGGUGAGGCCCUGCUCCCCGCCCCUUCGGGAGCGGCUUGCCGUCAUCAGGCUCAGCCGGGCGCCGAGGAGGUUGCGAAAGCCGAGUGGCUGUGAGGGGGGUGUGCGGGACCAUGACGUUCCAGUGGACCGCAGCGGCCACCUUCCUGUACGGGGAGAUCGGAGUGCUGCUGGUGCUCUGCCUGCCGUUCAUCUCCCCGCUGAGAUGGCAGAAGAUUUUUAUGAUUCCUCUAUGGAGCAAAAUGGCAGUUUUUUGGAACAAGAUGUUUCUUACAAUAAUAGUUUUGCUGAUCGUCUUGUUUAUUGAUGCUGUUAGAGAAGUUAAGAAGUACUCGGCUAUUCAUGUGAUGGAAAAGGCUGUAAAUGUCAAUGCCAAUGCCUUUGAUCAUAUUCAGAUGAAACUCUUCCGAUCACAAAGAAACCUCUAUAUCUCAGGUUUUUCCUUAUUUCUUUGGCUUGUACUGAGGCGUACUGUUACCCUUCUUACUCAGCUGGCAAAAGGAAUGGCAUCUCAUGCAGCUCUGGAAACACAAGUAAACGAUGCUACUGAAGCAGCCAAAAAAUACAUGUCUGAGAAUGAAAGGCUGCAAGAGGCCUUGAGUGAAAAAGGAAGUGAUAAAGAGUCAUCAGAAGUAAUUGAUGAGAAGUUGAAGAAGGAAGUUGAACAUUUGAAAGCAGAACUACAGAAGACCUCAAAUGCCCUCCAUAAGGCAAAUAAUGAAGUGAUUGCGGUUAAAAAGCAGUCUGAAGGCCUAAAAAGAGAAUAUGAUCAUCUGAUGAAAGAAUAUGAACGGCUUCAGAAGAGUUUAAAUGAAGCAGAAAACAAGAAGGAAAUGUAGGUGCAUCUAAGACUGGUGGCAUUGGUAUGAUUGCUUCAAUGUGAAAAGUCUUGUGCUGUUUAGUUACCUGAAGCAGAUCUGAAACACAACUUGAUUUUUCUGAAAAAUGGUCACUGUUCAGAUUCCUCUGAUGUAUCUUGGUUGCCAAAGUAUUCUGUGUUGCAAAUAAAAGAUUAAGUGGCUUACCCAGUUUACCAUGGAGUUUGUCACUGCUCUUGUGAGGAGAAACUUGAAAAUCAUUCAGUUCCAUCUGGAGCAACUUGACUGUUCUCCAAGCUUUUGCCUUCUGGAAGGGGUAACAAAUCAUGCACCAUUUGCUUGUAGCACUUCAGCGAGGUUGUAUAUUAUGCUAUAUCACAAAAACACGAUUACCUAAACCUCCUUUGCAACAUCUGUUUAGAGUCUUCAGAAAUUCGGGUACUGGUGAGUUGAAGAAGGCUGAAAGCUUUUCAUUAGCCAUUCCACUUCAGUGGAAAAUUGAAUGACAAUCAAUCAAAAAAAGAUAAAGAAGAAAGACUAUUUCUGGAUCAAUUUCACUAGUUUGUGCCUUUCACUUGGCCACAUGGAUGAGUGUAUAUUAACAACAUUUUGCAUGCCUCUGGAUUAUUUUUCUUUAUCAGUUUAUUUCAAUUUUCAUAACCAAAGUGUGGGAUCAGUUGAUAUUAACAUGCUGUAUUUUUUUACAUUGUUGACAUGUUUACUCUGUAUGUGCCACCUAACUUCUUUUGCCUUGCUAAGUAAAAAUUCUUUUUAAAUGUAGAUAGUUGGGUUUGUUUUGUUUUGUUUUCAUGGAUACGAUACCUCGAAUAAACGUGCACUGUUUUGCAUAAGCCCUUUCUGGCAUUCAGAAA
This is a messenger RNA of Columba livia (rock pigeon), 1748 nucleotides long. It is a transcript of the gene BCAP29, whose product is annotated as B cell receptor associated protein 29. NCBI's taxonomy places the organism in Eukaryota, Metazoa, Chordata, Aves, Columbiformes, Columbidae. Bases 172 to 897 code for a protein of 241 amino acids. Gene Ontology annotation, cellular component: endoplasmic reticulum membrane; endoplasmic reticulum. Gene Ontology annotation, biological process: endoplasmic reticulum to Golgi vesicle-mediated transport; intracellular protein transport. The record is from RefSeq and is a predicted model, not a curated record. The transcript has 8 exons.